AUGGCGUCCGCCGGAAUCAGCAGCAUGGGGAAUGGCAAGGCCGUGCGUGCGCUGCUCGCCAUCGUCGCCGUCAUCGCCGGUACGCUCCGUCAUUCGCUCCGCUCUCUCGCCCCGCGCUCUCAUGCGCCAUCGUGCUCACGCCGUCAUGCGUUCAAUGCACCACUCGACAGCGCGCACACGCGAUGGAUGCCCAACGAACUCGCUCCUUCGUCCGUGCCCCUCCCAUGCCACAUGCCGCUCCCUUGCAGCGUGUCUCCCCCAGCCGUCGCAAGCAGCAGCAGCAGCGAGCGUGUCGGUCCCAGUGCCGAUAGGCACGCCGAUGACAAUCAACGGGCGCACAUUCAAAUUCUCGCCGCGCCGCUGUGUCAACCUUCCCGCCAUGUCGCCGUCUCAGAAGGCGCGGGUGGUGGUGCCGUGGCAGCAGGCGAGCAUGUCUGGCAAGGCUAUGUGCCGCGCGAUCUGGUUCUUCCAGGAUCCCGCGUGCAAAGGACAGACGUUGGACGUUUUCGUGAAUGGCCAACAGAGGUGCGCCUUCCAUUCUUGCUCGCCUUGCUUCCAUGCUCCUAUGCUCUUGAUGCCGCUCGUUUGCUCCCCCACCUGAUCAACGAUCGUUGCACUCGUGGCGCCCUCCCUCCCCCUGUGUGCAGUGAGAAGCGCAUCUCCGGUGCAGCAAGGUCCGCCCUCUGCCUCGUAGACAACAUGUGUCGGUAUGCGCGCUGCCCUGCCGGCUCUGACACAUGCACCCCACCCACGGACGACCGCACGGCAGUGACAACCCUCGUGCCUCACUGCAGGCUGCCCUGCCAACUCCGAGUGUGCCAAACGCACCAGUGGCACUGGAAUGGAGUGCAAGUGUAA
Molecule: messenger RNA, 858 nt
Organism: Closterium sp. Naga37s-1
Lineage: Eukaryota; Viridiplantae; Streptophyta; Zygnematophyceae; Desmidiales; Closteriaceae
Source: the annotation of a GenBank genome assembly